Molecule: messenger RNA, 2227 nt
Organism: Cuscuta europaea
Lineage: Eukaryota; Viridiplantae; Streptophyta; Magnoliopsida; Solanales; Convolvulaceae
Source: the annotation of a GenBank genome assembly
CCAAAACAGACCACAAACCUAGUACGUAGUAUAUUACCCUGCGAUAACCUUUCGACGCCAAAAACCAAAAUACCCAGACCAAAAACUUUACGAAACCUCGGCCUGCGUCGCCGGAAGAGAGAGCCGUUCAGCCAGGGAUUCAGAUGUCGUUAGAAGGACGAACGGAGAAGGAGGAGUACUCGUCGGGAUACCUUCUAGCUGCUGCCUCUGAACUCCACCGCCACCCAAUAUACCAGCUCGCCGGGGUCGUCACCGGACUGAUUUUAUUGUUCCAUGCCGAACUGGUUUCAGUAUUUUACGCGAAAACCACACAAGAAGACUGACGCUAAACUGUGAAGCUGGGACGAGAGAGGGGGAACUGACGCCAAACUGCAGAGCUGCCGGAGUUGGGCUACCUCCACGUCGGAAAGUGAAGAGCCGUGGGGAGGACACUGCAGCCUGCAGGGCGUCGGACUUCAGGCGUCGAGGCCCGGAAACGAGUUGCGCGGGAGGGAGUCAACGACCGCGACCGAGAGUGGACAGCAUGCUACGUCCAAAGCUUUUCGCUCCUGUGUUUUCCGUUCAGCUGCUUCAUCGCUGCAAUGCGUGACUUUGAUCUAUUUAAAAACUUGGUAAGAGGACGUGAACUAGGAGCGUCAUGGCCUUUGAGUCGAAAGGGCGCACAUGAGUUGAGAUCAAUGAACUGAGAAGGACCUUUAACUUCGAUCCAUCUUAGCAUCCCAUGAUUUUCCAAGGUUCCUUUGACAUUGCAUGUAUGAUAAUGGCCGGUUGAUGUGUUGCACAGGCCUUGAUUUUGAUAGUUUUUGUGUUUGAAGUCUGCUGGCCAGCUGGGGUUUUGUCAUGGAUCGCAUGUCCUUUAUGAAGAGGGCACAACUUAAGGCGGCCGAAGAGUUGAAGGCCCAGCAGCCUGCCACUGCCCCUGCGGCCAAGCCCCCUGUCCAGCCGAAAAAAGAAACGGCAGGCCGAUGAGGGCCAAAAGAAGUUGACCGAGGCGGGCCUGAAGCCCACUAAGAAGUCGAAGAGGGCUUCUCCCUCUGGUGAUGCCGGGACGUCGGCUGUUCCUUCUGGGGACGGAGGGGGUUCCAACGCCGAUGCUCUGGUGGAUCUCACUUCGGGCCCUCCGUCCACUACUUUAUCCACCAUUCCUCCCACCGCAGCGGCCACCCGGAAGAAAGGUUCCGGCCGAGAGCUGGUCAGAGGGACCUACAAGCUCGAGGUUGAAUACCCCGUUAAGGGGGGUCUAUUCAACGAGAUCAUUGACGGCCACGAGGUGAUCUCCCAGGCCAUCCCCGACGAGGACCGGGCUUACCUGAAGAAGCUCGGCAACGUCAAGAUGUACGAUGGUGGGAUGGACCACAUCGUCCAAGGCGCCUUCAUGUUGAUGGAAAGCAACAGAAGGCAGCAAAAGGAGAUUGCUCGUUUGAAGCAAUUUGAGCAGAAGGUGGCUUCGGUCGACGAGGCCCUGGGCAGCUUGGAGAGGCUGCGGCCCGAGGUGGAAAGCCUGAAGAAAAGGGCUGAUGAGGCUGAUCAGCUGGCCGCUGAGAAGGAUGGGGCCCUUCAGCGCUUGGCCGACGUGGAGCGCACUCGUGAUGAGGCCCUUCAUCGUCCUGAGGAGGCCGAGAAGGGUAAGGCCAAUGCAGAGCUGGCCCUGACUGCUGCUGAAGAGAAGGCUGCUGAGGCCGCCGUGCAGAAGUUCCUCGAGGUUGGCUGGAAGGACGAGGACCGGCUCCCCUGGUGCUUCGACGUCGUGGCGGCGAGGCUCGUCGACUGGGUGAAUAAGUCCCCCGACGGCCAGGCAUACUGGGAGAAGGAGAUGAAGGUCUUCUACGACCUCGGCCAGUACCGGAUGCAACGGCUGCUCUAUCGGAGGCUCCAACGUCAUUUCUUGGAUUUGGGUGUGGCCAAGAAGUGGGCCGUCUGCCUUGAGUUGCCUUCGAUGAUGAGGCAUCCCGAAGCGGAGUUGGAGCUCCCUGCGGCGGAACGGCAGCUCCCUAUUGAGAGCUCUCAAGCCAGCGAUGAUUGGGCCUAUGAGCCAAGCAUGUUUGAAGACACCGCCACGUCCGGUGUUGCUGCCGAUGCGGUCACUGCCCAGGCCGAAGAGAAAGCCGGUGCUGAAAAGGACUCCGAAGCCCCGCCGGAGCCAUGAUUCAUUGUACUUUUGUUUUUUGAUUUUCAUUAUGUAACGGCCAAGAAGCCCAAGUUGUAUCCCCUUUUUUGUGAAUGAAAA